Procambarus clarkii (red swamp crayfish) is the source of this 3004-nucleotide messenger RNA. Its product is annotated as barH-like 1 homeobox protein. Gene Ontology annotation, molecular function: DNA-binding transcription factor activity, RNA polymerase II-specific; DNA binding. Gene Ontology annotation, biological process: regulation of DNA-templated transcription. The record is from RefSeq and is a predicted model, not a curated record. NCBI's taxonomy places the organism in Eukaryota, Metazoa, Arthropoda, Malacostraca, Decapoda, Cambaridae.
GUGUCUGUGGGAGUCUGUCUCUCUGUCUGCAGGAGUCUGUCUGUCUCUGUGUUAGUCUGUGGGAGCAGCCCCUUCCCACCUCCCCUCGUCCUUCUAUCCCUUCCCUUCCCCUGCCGACACACCCCCUUCCCAUCCCCCAAGUGAGAGUCGUUUGGCGGGGGAGCAGCGGCAGGCAGUAAUGAUAGCGUGAUAAGUGGUUCAUUAGUAGACGUUUAAUUACACGGAAGCAGCUAUCAGCGCGUGGCCGCCAGCGUGUGUUUAGCGGGUCUCGCUAGAUAAAGAAAUCCUUCCGCUCAAGUGAUGUAAUGAGGAAUAAAUCACAGAGCUCGUGGCUCUCCGGUGUAAUAAACAGCUCUCGUUAGCCGCCAUUCACAAUUUUCCGUUCAAAGACGCACAAUUACGCGGCGCGACCGCCCUCCGAGCCUCCAAUUAUAGCGUGAUCAGCCCGGAUCCCACUCUAUAAAAUUUGAGUUUGUGUGGCAUAUUGAAUGAAAACACUGAGGCUUCUUCGACACUUAUAUGGCAACAGCAUUCGGGUUAGUGUAGGACCAAUCACAGCGCGCCAUUGAUUCUGGGCGCCACCAAUCAGCGCCUGAGUUGCUGACUGCUAGCCGCCCGGAGGCGUUGCCAAACAGAUUCAUAUAUAUCGUUCAGUUUUACUGUGUUUUGAAACUUAAAUCUCUCUCUUGGUAGAAUUAAGAGUCUAACUAGAGAGUUUUGUUGCAAAUGCAGCUAUAGAUUAUUCAAAUAGCAUAGCACAAUAAAUCCAUAUGUUAUAGGUUGUUUUGGGGGACGUUGUAGAGCGCAUUUCAACAGAUAUAAGAUUCUAAAUAUUGAAACCGCUUAUGAAAUACAAUGAAAAUCUUGUCACAAACUGCGAGGAAGGAUAUCCGAGGGGAGGCACUUGCCUAAUGGCAUCAUUUUCUGCGCCAAUUUGCUCACAAUUUGAAUAGAAAUUAAGUGUUUACGCACCCGCAUCAAAAUCUUUUGGUCUCUUACGUCACCACUUUGGUUGAGCCAAUGAGAGCGCGCCGGCACCCGAGGCCCACCAAUCACCGGCCACCGCUGCUGAAAAGAGAAGAUUUGCGGUAAUAUACAUUGAAUUGUUGGUGUUAUCGUCGACAUUUGACGCUAAGAUUGAUAUUGGGAUGUGUAAACAAGGCUGUGACACACCUCGCCCUACCUCCAGCGACACAGCACGUCUCUGCCGCCUCCACCAGCCCUCAGACCUGGAGCUGCAGGUUUACGCAGGGUCUUGUCACUACUGAAGAUCCCUACUGAAGACCUAUUAGGCGGGAGAGGCGUUAGGCGCAACGAUAUCCGUACUGGACGAAAGAGUUGUGUAGAAAAGACUCUAUCACAGGACCUAGGGAGGUCACGUGUUUCUCCAAAGGACUCUAGAAGGGUCUAACCACGUGGUCAAGAGUACCUAAGUUUACGUGUUCCACCACAAUACACAGGAGGAGUACCACGGUACCCAGGGAGAUUUACCAUAGAUCACUUGGUCAUACCAACCAUUUCGCCUUCCAAAUUAGGCACUAAGAGCUGUCUGCAGCUUAAGAAAGUGCCGAAAUCAGCCACUGAGAGUGCCAAGCGCCACGGUUUAAACAUGUGCCGUAGUCAGUUGCCCAGGAUGAGCUGUAAUCCUUCAUAGAGAGGUCCUAGUGUGCUUCUGUGAGCCAGGGGAACCAUGUGUGUGAGUUGAGACUUGGCUAAUUAGACUUUUUUGGCCGUGUGUGUCGAAGUAGACUUUGUGUGAAGGACUUGAGAUGCUCCGAGCUGGUGGUGCUGGUCUCCUGCUGGUGUAGUGACUGACACACACACACGCACACACACACACACACACACACACACACACACACACACACACACACACACACACACACACACACACACACACACACACACACACACUACAUACACGCACAAAAUGAGUGGCAACAAGUCCUUUCUGAUUCGUGAUCUGUUAGGGGAUGUGCUUGGAGGUUCGGCCGGACACCGCCUCGUCCAUCACCUGGUCCAGGACACCAGCUGCCACUCCCCAUCAAUCACCUACCCCAGCUCCCCGGGGGCGCCGUCCCCCCCGGGGGCGCCGUUCCCUCCGGGGGCGCCGUCCCCGCCGGCGUCUCCCCGUCACCGAAAGAAUGAUGAACUCCGACGCUCCCCUCAACCAGAUGUAGGCGGUAUCUUACCGGAGUGCCACGCGAACUCUCCCUCAUCUUCACCUACGCCCAUAUCCGCACUCUCCACGCCCACGAUAACCACUUCACUUACCACGGCUUCGACCCAACCUCUGGCGAAGUCCUCUCCGCCCACCAUCCUCACCACGCCCACGGUAACCAAGCCCGCCCCAGCAACACCCGCCAGCCCGCCCCUGUUGGAGGCCUCGCGGUCCCCAGGCUUGGAGGACCCGCCUGAAGACGCCAUCGGCGACCUGGACGAUGACGAUGAGGCUAUGGAUGGCGUGAAGCGCGAGGACGACAAGAAGAAACCUCGUCGCCGCAGGACGGCGUUCACUCACGCCCAGCUGGCCUACCUGGAGAGAAAGUUCCGCGUUCAGAAGUACCUGAGUGUCGCCGACAGGUCCGACGUGGCCGAGGCUCUUAACUUGUCCGAGACGCAGGUCAAGACCUGGUACCAGAACCGCAGGACUAAAUGGAAGCGACAGAACCAGAUGCGUCUGGAGCAGCUGCGACAAAGUGCAGGAGUUGGGGUGGAGAAGGACCUCUUGGGAGGAGGCGGAGGUGAACGCAGCUCUCCUGCUGAUUCCCUGGGCGUCGUGGCUCCUACCUGCUGCCCUCCUUAUUUCCUGCCUCCUGUAGACCGUUCCUGCUUUAUCACUACUGCUGGUCUCUUUACCCGCCUCCCCUACACCUCCUCUUGCCCUUUGUGACCCCUUCCUGACCCCUGACCCCUCCCCUACACCCCCUCUUGCCCUUUGUGACCCCUUCCUGACCCCUGACCCCUCCCCUACACCCCCUCUUGCCCUUUGUGACCCCUUCCU